GGCGGGACGAGGAAAGGCUGGGCUGCGGUUCGGGGCCCCGCUCGGACCGGGGCCCGACGGCGCCGAGGGAGCGCGCGCCCCGCAGUCCCGCGCUGCGCCCGCCGGGUAUGGGGCGCGCCGCCGCCUGAGGUCGGGCCUGGCGGGCGCCCGCAGGGGGUUGCGGCCGAGAAGCCGAGUGCUCCCCGCACCGGAGGGGACCUAGGGCGCGCGUGGAGAGGACCGAGACGGACUAGAGAAAGGCCCGGAGGAGUCCGGAGAUGUCCCGUGUGCGCCGCCUCCUGCUGGGCUACCUGUUCCCAGCCCUCCUGUUGCAUGGGCUGGGAGAGGGUUCUGCCCUCCUUCAUCCAGACAGCAGAUCACAUCCUCGGUCCUUAGAGAAAAGUGCCUGGAGGGCUUUCAAGGAGUCACAGUGCCAUCAUAUGCUCAAGCAUCUCCACAAUGGUGCCCGCAUCACUGUGCAGAUGCCCCCAACCAUCGAGGGCCACUGGGUGUCCACAGGCUGUGAAGUAAGGUCGGGGCCAGAGUUCAUCACAAGGUCUUACAGAUUCUACAACAAUAAUACCUUCAAGGCCUACCAGUUUUACUAUGGCAGCAACCGCUGUACAAACCCCACCUAUACUCUCAUCAUCCGAGGCAAGAUCCGCCUGCGCCAGGCGUCCUGGAUCAUUCGUGGGGGCACCGAGGCCGACUACCAGCUUCACGGCGUCCAAGUCAUCUGCCACACAGAGGCAGUUGCUGAACAGCUCAGCCGACUGGUCAACCGAACUUGCCCAGGCUUCCUGGCUCCCGGUGGUCCCUGGGUGCAGGACGUGGCCUAUGACCUGUGGCAGGAGGAGAAUAGCCACGAGUGCACCAAGGCUGUGAACUUUGCCAUGCACGAGCUGCAGCUCAUCCGUGUGGAGAAGCAAUAUCCCCACCACAGCCUGGACCACCUGGUGGAGGAGCUCUUCCUUGGUGAUAUCCACACUGACGCUAGCCAGAGGGUGUUCUACCGGCCAUCUAGUUACCAGCCUCCCCUGCAGAAUGCCAAGAACCACAACCAUGCGUGCAUAGCCUGCCGGAUCAUUUACCGCUCCGAUGAACACCACCCUCCCAUCCUGCCCCCUAAAGCUGACCUGACCAUUGGCCUCCAUGGAGAAUGGGUGAGCCAGCGCUGUGAGGUGCGCCCCGAAGUCCUCUUCCUCACCCGCCACUUUAUCUUCCAUGACAACAAUAACACCUGGGAAGGCCAUUACUACCACUACUCAGAUCCUGUCUGCAAGCAUCCCACAUUCACCAUCUAUGCUCGAGGCCGCUACAGCCGAGGCGUGCUCUCAUCCAGGGUCAUGGGCGGCACAGAGUUUGUGUUCAAAGUGAAUCACAUGAAGGUCACUCCCAUGGAUGCAGCCACAGCCUCCCUCCUCAAUGUCUUCAGUGGGAAUGAGUGUGGGGCUGAGGGCUCCUGGCAAGUGGGUGUCCAACAGGACGUCACACACACCAACGGCUGCGUAGCUCUGGGCAUCAAACUACCUCACACAGAAUAUGAGAUCUUCAAAAUGGAGCAAGACACCCGGGGCCGCUACCUGCUGUUCAAUGGCCAGAGGCCCAGCGAUGGCUCCAGCCCAGACAGACCUGAGAAGAGGGCGACAUCCUACCAGAUGCCCUUGGUCCAGUGUGCAUCUUCUUCACCAAGAGCUGAAGACUUGUUGGAAGAGAGUCGAGCCCAUCUGUAUGGCAGGGCGGCUGGGAGGACAGCUGGGCCCCUGUUACUUCCUGCCUUUGUCUGCCUUUGGACUCUACCACAUUGGCACAUCCUCAGAUAAAAGACAUUUCCCAAUCCGAGACUCUACCAUUUGUGACUUUUCUUCGCAAGGAGAAAGGACGUUGACUCUUUUGAUGCACUUGAAUGCCUGAGAUCUGCCAUUGCCUCUCCCCUCUCCCCUCUUCCAGCCUGUGAGUCAUGAGCAGUGUGUCUGAAGUUUCAGCUUUGAAUUUCUUCCAGCCCAAUCCCUGGCCUGAGAACUUCAUAGCGGUGAUUGCACUUUAAGUCUGCAGAGAGUUGGAGCUAGUGUGCUUAGCCGUGGCAGCAAGGGCGGCAGCUGUGUUCCUAUCUCUGUCCUCCCACUCUAUCUGUGUUUCUGAGCUGAGCUUAAUGACACGAAUGACAACCUGCAGCUUUUCCUCUGCCAUCGCAUCUCUUUAUUUCUCAGAAACCCUUCCAUACUCCAGGUUUUCUACACUGGAACCCAGUGCAGAGUUGGCUUGAGACUGCCAGCAAGAUCCUGUGUGUUAAUGCAGAAAAGGUGCGGGUGUUGAUGUGUGCAUAGAAGAUGCAGGGUUCCGUUCAAUCAUUCUUCCAGCCUUAAUGCCAGUCAACACUUUGAGAAAUUUUGAGUAGAGAGGCGUCUGUGGAGCUUCGAAGUCAUUUAAGCUGUGUUAACUAGCACUGGUUUUCACUUGUUGAGAACAGGCGUGUGCUACACACUUGGUUUGGUGGCUUCAGAGGAGACUGGUCCAGUUGGGAAAUUUACAGCAGCCUGCUCGUGCAGGAAGUCAGGAGCAGCAGUAGUACAGAGGCUAGCUACAGUGUACUAGGUGCCACGUGAGUGAUUAGGCAAUCUGUGGCCGUCCUCUCUGAGGGAGGCCCCUGUGUCCCGGCUCACACUCUGGUUGGGGUGUGCAGAAGAAGCCCACCUCCAAGCCUGGCACGUUCUGACACGCAGAGCCAGAGCUUCCGUGCUCCAUGAGCUUACUGAUGAAAGCCACCUCUGCGUGCUCCAUGGAGGCUUUAUGAGAAGUCAUCCUGUUUUAGGGGUUACAGGCUUGACUCCGCUUCCUUUCUGCCCCAGCUGUGAGUUCUAGAGCCAUCCCAUUCAGGGUUAGCUGCUUCUCGGUCAUUAGAAAAGAGGAAGGGAUGGCUGCCUUUGUGUCACUGCAGCUGGUGCUAGAAACACCAAGUGCUGUUGCUCAGAGACCCAUGCAGGCAGGUGAUGAGAAACAGGGAACCCAGAUGUGUCUGCAAGCAGACAUGGAGGCCACAGUCCAGGAGAGGAGUCAGUCGUGUGUUUAAGAAUUGGCUUUAUGGAGCAGCAGCGUCCAGUGUGGUGUUAAAUUAUAACGAUGGCAUGGAGUACCAGAGUGCUUUAUAUUCAGAUUAUAUUUUAAGUCAUGGUGCAUACUUGAGGGGGUUUAUUCAAAACAAAAAUACUAACUUAAUGUCUACUAAGUUUAAUAAACGGAGAAUUUGGAAGUAAUCCCAUGAGCUAAGUCUUAU
Psammomys obesus (fat sand rat) is the source of this 3253-nucleotide messenger RNA. It is a transcript of the gene Apcdd1, whose product is annotated as APC down-regulated 1. Gene Ontology annotation, cellular component: plasma membrane. The record is from RefSeq and is a predicted model, not a curated record. The transcript has 5 exons. Lineage: Eukaryota; Metazoa; Chordata; Mammalia; Rodentia; Muridae. The coding region runs from base 258 to 1802 and encodes 514 amino acids. Gene Ontology annotation, biological process: negative regulation of Wnt signaling pathway. Gene Ontology annotation, molecular function: Wnt-protein binding.